AUGGGCAGUGGGGAAGACAAGGACGAGAGGAGAAGUGAUAGAGCCGUAGCUGCCCUCCUGGGCACAGUGAACUAUUAUCGAGCAGCUGUCUGGAUUAACAAGCACAAGCCGUGGCUGGAGCCCACCUAUCAUGGCAUCAUCACAGAGAAUGAUAACACCGUCCUCCUGGACCCUCCCCUGAUCGCCCUGGAUAAAGAUGCGCCUCUUCGCUUUGCAGGUGAGAUUUGUGGAUUUAAAAUUCACGGGCAGAAUGUCCCCUUUGACGCAGUGGUAGUGGAUAAAUCCACUGGGGAGGGCCUGAUCCGCUCCAAGGAGAAGCUGGACUGUGAGCUCCAGAAAGACUACACGUUCACCAUCCAGGCCUACGACUGUGGCAAGGGGCCCGAGGGUAUCAACGCCAAGAAGUCCCAUAAAGCAACUGUCCACAUUCAGGUGAACGACGUGAACGAGUAUGCACCGGUGUUCAAGGAGAAGUCCUACAAAGCGACGGUCAUCGAGGGGAAGCAGUAUGACAGUAUCCUGAGAGUGGAGGCCGUGGAUGCCGACUGCUCCCCACAGUUCAGCCAGAUUUGCAGCUAUGAAGUCGUCACCCCAGAUGUGCCAUUUACUAUUGAUAAAGAUGGUUAUAUUAAAAACACAGAGAAGUUGAACUAUGGGAAGGAACACCAGUACAAGCUGACAGUCACUGCCUAUGAUUGUGGGAAAAAGAGGGCCACGGAAGACGCUUUGGUCAAGAUCAGCAUCAAGCCCACCUGUUCCCCUGGGUGGCAGGGCUGGAACAACAGGAUCGAAUAUGAACCUGGCACCGGCGCUUUGGCCCUCUUCCCCAGCAUCCGCCUGGAGACAUGUGACGAACCUGUCGCCUCCGUCCAGGCCACGGUGGAGCUUGAGACCAGCCACAUAGGAAAAGGCUGUGACCGCGACACCUACUCCGAGAAGUCCCUUCACCGGCUCUGUGGUGCUGCUCCUGGCACUGCCGAGCUGCUGCCCUCCCCGAGCAGCUCCCUGAACUGGACCGCCGGCCUCCCCACAGACAACGGCCACGACAGCGACCAGGUCUUCGAGUUCAAUGGCACUCAAGCAGUGAGGAUCCCAGACGGUGUCGUUUCAGUCAACCCCAAAGAGCCUUUUAUGGUGUCCGUGUGGAUGCGGCAUGGGCCUUUCGGCCGGAAGAAAGAGGCCAUCCUUUGUGGUUCAGACAAAACAGACAUGAACCGGCACCAUUACUCCCUGUACGUGCACGGCUGCAGGCUCAUUUUCCUCCUCCGCCAGGAUCCUUCAGAGGAGAAGAAGUACAAGCCUGCAGAAUUCCACUGGAAGCUGAAUCAGGUCUGUGAUGAGGAGUGGCACCACUACGUCCUCAAUGUGGAGUUCCCAAGUGUGACACUCUACCUGGACGGCGUUCCUCACGAGCCCUUCUCUGUGACCGAGGAUUACCCACUCCAUCCGUCCAAGAUAGAGACCCAGCUCGUGGUUGGAGCUUGUUGGCAAGAGUAUUCAGGACUUGAGAAUGACAAUGAGACCGAGCCUGUGGCUGUGACCUCUGCAGGUGGCGACCUGCAUAUGACCCAGUUCUUCCGAGGAAAUCUGGCUGGCCUGACCAUCCGUUCUGGCAAAGUGGCAGAUAAGAAGGUGAUAGAUUGUCUGUAUACCUGCAAAGAGGGGUUGGACCUACAGGUCCCUGAGGACAACAGCAAAGUUGUAAAGGUCCAAGCAAACCCAAAUCAGUCUGUGCUGACCUUGGAAGGGGAGGACAUUGGAGAGCUGGAUAAGGCCAUGCAGCACAUUUCCUAUCUGAACUCUCGCCAGUUCCCCACUCCUGGAAUCCGGAGGCUCAAAGUCACCAGCACAGUCAAAUGUUUCAAUGAGGCUCCAUGCAUCUCCAUUCCCCCCGUGGACGGCUAUGUGAUGGUCCUGCAGCCGGAGGAGCCUAAAAUCAGCCUGAGUGGCAUCCACCAUUUUGCUCGGGCAGCAUCUGAAUUUGAAAGCUCUGAAGGGGUGUUCCUCUUCCCUGAGCUUCGAAUCAUCAGCACCAUCACGAGAGAAGUAGAGCCUGAGCGGGACGGAGAUGAGGACCCCACAGUUCAAGAGUCCGUAGUAUCUGAAGAGAUUGUGCAUGACUUGGAUACGUGUGAGGUGACUGUGGAGGGUGAGGAGCUGAACCAGGAACAGGAGAGCCUCGAGGUGGACAUGACGCGCCUGCAGCAGAAGGGCAUUGAGAUGAGCAGCUCCGACCUGGGCGUGGUUUUCACGGGUGUAGACACCAUGGCCAGCUAUGAGGAGGCGCUGCACCUUCUGCGCUACCGCAACUGGCACACCAGGUCCUUGCUUGACCGGAAGUUCAAGCUCGUCUGCUCGGAGCUGAAUGGCCGCUACGUCAGCAAUGAAUUCAAAGUGGAAGUGAAUGUGAUCCACACAGCCAACCCUGUGGAGCACGCCAACCACAUGGCCGCGCAGCCGCAGUUUGUGCAGCCCGAGCACCGCUCCUUCGUUGACCUGUCGGGGCACAACCUGGCCAGUCCCCAUCCCUUUGCAGUUGUCCCCAGCACUGCCACUGUAGUGAUCGUCGUGUGCGUCAGCUUCUUGGUUUUCAUGAUCAUCCUGGGAGUGUUCCGGAUCCGGGCAGCUCACCAACGAACCAUGAGAGACCAGGACACAGGGAAGGAGAAUGAGAUGGACUGGGACGACUCUGCCUUGACCAUUACCGUGAACCCCAUGGAGACUUACGAGGACCAGCACAGCAGCGAGGAGGAAGAGGAGGAGGAGGAAGAGGAGGAAAGCGAGGAGGGCGAGGAGGACGACGACAUCACCAGUGCUGAGUCGGAGAGCAGCGAGGAGGAGGAGGGGGGUCAUGGGGACCAGCCGGGCGCCAGCAGGCAGCAGCAGCUAGAGUGGGACGACUCUACCCUCACCUACUGA
Messenger RNA from Elephantulus edwardii (Cape elephant shrew), 2919 nucleotides. RefSeq names its product calsyntenin 1 (gene CLSTN1). Gene Ontology annotation, cellular component: postsynaptic membrane; cell surface. The transcript has 18 exons. Gene Ontology annotation, molecular function: kinesin binding; amyloid-beta binding; X11-like protein binding. Gene Ontology annotation, biological process: homophilic cell-cell adhesion; positive regulation of synaptic transmission; positive regulation of synapse assembly. NCBI's taxonomy places the organism in Eukaryota, Metazoa, Chordata, Mammalia, Macroscelidea, Macroscelididae. Bases 1 to 2919 code for a protein of 972 amino acids. The record is from RefSeq and is a predicted model, not a curated record.